AUGACGAUGAUGUUGGGUAGAUUAAUUUCAUUAUCAACAAAAAUAAAUACAACAACCAUAGUUUCAAAUAAUAAUAAUAAUAGUAUAAAUAGAAUACAAUAUUUAUUUAAUAGUAAUAAUAGUAGUAGUAGUAGUAAUUGUUUUUAUAAUUGGUAUAGUACGACAUCUAGUUAUGGAAACAAUAAGAAAAUAGAUAAUCCAUCAUUAGCAAAACAAGAUAAAAUCAAUAGAAACAAAAAACAACAAGAUAUUAAAUUUAGAAACAAUGAUGAUAUUGAAACACAAGAUGAAAAUGAUUACAUUGGUAGAUCAAAUAUUAUAAAUAAUACAAAUAAUAAUAGUAAUAAUAGUAAUAGUAAUAAUAAUAUUAAUAUAGAAUCAUCAAAAAUCAAUAAAGUAGAUGAUAUUUUAAAUAAAACGUAUUGUAUUAUUAUUUCAAAUGGAUAUAGAUAA
Molecule: messenger RNA, 453 nt
Organism: Heterostelium album PN500
Lineage: Eukaryota; Evosea; Eumycetozoa; Acytosteliales; Acytosteliaceae
Exons: 1
Coding region: 1-453 (150 amino acids)
Source: RefSeq, a predicted model, not a curated record